AUGAAUUUACCUUUCAGUACCCCAGAUUUGGAGGAUGGGUUUGCAGCCUCGACCCCCUUAAAGAACCAACCUCCUUUUGCAGGACCAUCAAGUUUUAGCUGGAAUCAAGAACCUAUUGGACCACCGCCGAAAGGAAAAGGAAAGGCCUCUGCAACACAAUUACGAGACCCAGAUGAUGAGUUAUCUGACGAUGAAAACAUCACUCCUCAAAAAUACGGCAAUCAACAAGUACCCCCUCUGUCAGGCUAUGGAAUGCACAGUACCCAAAACAAGGGGGAAGACGUCUUUUCUCGACACAAUCAACAAAUACCGCAACAAAACAUACCUCAACAGCCCGUAUAUCCACAACCAGCUUACCAUGCGUCACCUAAAAUCAUUAAAGAACCUGGCCUCUUCUACGAUGGGGAAAAUUUUUCAAAGUUUCUACGACAAUUUGAAAGAGCGGCACAGGCAUUCCAAGCAUCAGACUACGAGAAGGCCCUUCAAAUAGGCCGCUUCAUGAAAACAGAAGAACUCAGAGAUCAAAUAGAAGCCAUGGACGGAUAUAUAGCAUACGAUUGGCCCAAGUUAAGAAAAGAAAUGAUUGACACCUGGGGCGGUUUGGAUAACACGAUUUUAUAUACGACCAACAAUCUAGUCAAAGUUACCGAAGAAGUAGCCGCAAAAGGAGGCAUCAAGACCAGUCGCGAGCUAACGGCCUAUGUAACCAAAUACACCUCUAUUAUGAAGUACCUGAUCACCAAUGGGCACAUUCACAAGGAGGAAGACACCUCAAUUCUGUUCAUGAAAGCAUUUUCAAAAGAAAUCAAAGUUGCAGAAAUGGAAGUCAGAAUUGUGCAACCUGGAUACCUGGACGUCACCAACACCAAUUUUUCAGAAGCAAAUCAGUUAAUGCAGAAGAGAUUGGAUGCCCAGAAAGGUGACAGUCAACGACGGAACCAAAUGAUAGCCGAAACUCCGAGUGAAAAAACCAUGGUCGACAAGAACAUAGAAGACAUGGCAAAGGAAAUUGCUUCGUUAAAACAACAACUAAAGAGUGUUUUGUCGGUAGCCUACAACCAGCCUAGUCAUCUGGAACAAACCGAAUUCUUGAGGGGAAAUGCCAGGCCCUCAACACCUUUGUAUGAAAGUCAGAUAUGUUUUUACUGUAGAAGAGAAGGCCACGUCACACACCGAUGCCCGGAACUACAGAAAGACGAAAGCGAGGGACUAGUACAGCGAAGUGGGAAAGACUGGUAUCUACCUAAUGGACAACAUAUACCAUGGGUUCCAUCUAGACCUAUACAAUCCGUAGUGGCCACAGCCUCGGCAGACCCAGCGAUACAGGAAGCUGCCAAGCGACUUGUGGAACAGAGAAAAGCAGGGCAGGUACCCACGGGAAUGGAUUCAGCCAUGAAGACCUCAAUGCAAAUAAUAGACUGGGACCCUCCGGAACUUGGGGCUGAUAAUUUCCUAAAGAACCAUGCAGUCACACGAUCAGACGCUCAGAGAGGAAGGAGGACCGUUCGAAUCCAGGAACCUGAAGACAAUUUGAUGAACGUUGAUCAGGAAGAAGACAUUGCCAAUCUAGACCAAGAAGCUACAAUAAUGCCACCCAAAAAAUUCUGGGGAAAGGAAAAGGCAAAAUCCAAGUCAAACUCAGUUUUGCCAGAGGCAGCCCUGCUACAAGAUUUAGAUCAUUUAAAAAUCCCUACGACAUUUGCGCAACUUACAACACUGUCACCUUUAUACACGGAGCAGAUCAUUGCCAAACUUCAACAACGACUGCCGGGCAAAAGCAGUGCUACCUAUAUGACCUCAGAAGAACAUAAGGUGGCGGCAGCUAUGACGACUCAGGCAGACAAGAAUGAACCUACCGAUCCGUGCUACUAUAGCUGCGCCCUGGGAUAUGUGACCGCCAAAAUAGGGGGAGCCAAAAUCGAUUGCAUGAUAGAUUCUGGAUCCAUGGUGAAUGUCAUUCCUUACUCUGUGGCCGAAGAUUUGGAUUUAGAAAUAGUCCAGGUAGACAUACCCAUGAAAGGCGUAGGCGGAGCAAGAUGCGACCUGAAUGGUGUAGCCGAAAACUGCCCUGUUGGGAUUGGACAAUUCUCGGGCCCGGCUCAUCUGAACCAAGGGGAGGAGGGUUUCUGUGCCUUUAGCUAA
Molecule: messenger RNA, 2142 nt
Organism: Puccinia graminis f. sp. tritici CRL 75-36-700-3
Lineage: Eukaryota; Fungi; Basidiomycota; Pucciniomycetes; Pucciniales; Pucciniaceae
Exons: 3
Coding region: 1-2142 (713 amino acids)
Molecular function (GO): nucleic acid binding; zinc ion binding
Source: RefSeq, a predicted model, not a curated record